AUGUCAAAGGCAAAGACAACUCACACUAUGGUGAAACUCGUUUCCGCUGCUAAAACCGGGUACGAAAAGUGGUUCAAUAUUCCAAGACAUACUCAAAAAUUGAACUUAAUAUUAUAUGAUCCAGUCGCCAAAAGACAUUGUCUUUUCCAAGAAGACAAGAAAAGAAGAGUUCCGGAGGUUAUACCUAAAGAUUAUAAUAGAAGCCAUCGUACCUAA
This is a messenger RNA of Debaryomyces hansenii CBS767, 216 nucleotides long. Its product is annotated as mitochondrial 54S ribosomal protein bL33m. Gene Ontology annotation, cellular component: mitochondrion; ribosome. The record is from RefSeq and is a predicted model, not a curated record. NCBI's taxonomy places the organism in Eukaryota, Fungi, Ascomycota, Pichiomycetes, Serinales, Debaryomycetaceae. Gene Ontology annotation, biological process: translation. Gene Ontology annotation, molecular function: structural constituent of ribosome. The coding region runs from base 1 to 216 and encodes 71 amino acids. The transcript has a single exon.